AUGCAUCUUGCUCUAAUUUUUCUAUUUUUCCCAACAAUUUUUUGCUCAACUUGUGAUUUUUUGAAAUUAAAAUACUGUGAAGAGGUGAGUUUUUUAUAUUUAAUUUAAUUUUUAAACAAGAAUCUUUUAAGAAAUACGACAAAUAUGAAAAUGUCCCGGAAGAACUACAAACCAAUCAGCAAAAAAUCGAUAAACGUUUGAAAAUGUGUGAAGCGAUUUCAGAAUGCGGUGAAACUUUGAAAAAUUGCGCGGAAGAUGAUGUGAAUUUCAAAGACCGUGUAGAUAAUCUAUCAGCUGGUUGCUUAUUUUUGACUCGAAUGUAUAAAGAUGAUUUUGUGGAUUGUGCAAUUGUUUUGGAAAAGGAAGUUGAGGCGAAAGGUUGUGAGAGGGUAAAGCCGGAAAAAUCGAACAAAGCGACUUAUCAGAAGAUUUUUGAUGGCUGUGUUGAUGGAAUUGUGGAAGAUGAGUGUAGUUUGGAGCAGAACCGGAUUUAUAAAUCGGUGGGUUUUGAACCAAAAUCUUUUGGUGCAGGUUCAUUAAACAAAUUUUUUUGCAGUAUCGUGAAAUGGGAAUCGAUUAUCUUGCAAAGUAUUGGAUAUUUAAUUGA
Caenorhabditis angaria is the source of this 607-nucleotide messenger RNA. The record is from the annotation of a GenBank genome assembly. NCBI's taxonomy places the organism in Eukaryota, Metazoa, Nematoda, Chromadorea, Rhabditida, Rhabditidae.